AUGGCCGGCGCGGCCCGGCGGUAUAUCACGAUGUAUCCCUUUCUUAGAUCAGCUGCUCAAAAAACCAAUUCCACUAGAAUCGCAAAACUGCAGAUGCUCGGCAGACAGCUCUAUACCAGUUUUCUCAAAGACACCGCCGAUUUAAGGCGGAUCGACCAUCGUGAACGCCCGGAUAUCAUGCGACUUCUCGAUGCAUUCCUCAGUGCCAGACCUCCGUGUGAGUCGCAUGUUGCCUUUCGGCAUGACGCUGCUCAUGACGGCGAUACCAACGCGCAAGGAGUAUCCCAAGGCAUCAAGCGGAAGGCACUGGUCUUCAAGCUAUGA
Molecule: messenger RNA, 324 nt
Organism: Sphaerulina musiva SO2202
Lineage: Eukaryota; Fungi; Ascomycota; Dothideomycetes; Mycosphaerellales; Mycosphaerellaceae
Exons: 1
Coding region: 1-324 (107 amino acids)
Source: RefSeq, a predicted model, not a curated record